This is a messenger RNA of Scomber scombrus (Atlantic mackerel), 3994 nucleotides long. Its product is annotated as NLR family CARD domain-containing protein 3-like. The transcript has 11 exons. NCBI's taxonomy places the organism in Eukaryota, Metazoa, Chordata, Actinopteri, Scombriformes, Scombridae. The coding region runs from base 204 to 3464 and encodes 1086 amino acids. Gene Ontology annotation, molecular function: protein binding. The record is from RefSeq and is a predicted model, not a curated record.
ACACACACACACACAGACACACACACACACACACACACACACACACACACACACAGACACGUGACUUCCAGUAAAGCAGAAGGAGGAACAAACAGACAGGAAGUGAAGUUGAAAGUUUUCAGUCAGACGCCAUUUCACAUCAGAGCAGAAGGAGAAAAACAGUCUGAGGCAGUGUUACUGGUUUACCUCUCAGACUCCAGAAGAUGAAGAAAGAGGAGGAAGAGGAGGACGGAGCAGAGUCUGUAAUAUCCAGCUGUCUGUCUAUGAAGAGUGACCGGUCUAAAGAAUAUCCUCCUCCAGUCUUCAGUAAUGAACCUGGACCCUCAGACACAAAACAGAGAGCAGAGUCUGUAAUAUCCAGCUGUCCGUCUAUGAAGAGUGACUGCUCUAAUGAUAGACUUCCUCCAACCUUCAGUAAUGAACCUGGACCCUCAGACACAAAGAAGAGGAAGAGGAGGGCUGGUUCUGUGGAGGAGCAGCUGUCCUGCUGUUCUUUGUGUCAGGACGUCCUGAAGGAUCCAGUCUCUACCAGCUGUGGAUAUUGGUUCUGCAGACAGUGCAUCACCUCAUACUGGGACCAUCAUCAGAAGACUACUGAUUCAUCAAGAGGCCCCUUCUGUCCCAAGUGUAGAAAAAGAUCCAGAACCAGACCUGGACUGCAGACAGACAGUCAGACCAGCACUGUACAAACAGAAAGUGGUCUGCAGGAGGUUUUAGAUGAACAUCAGAUCAGUCUGAGCAGCACAUGUGAAUGUGUGACUCAAGGAACUGAUGAAGCAGGAAGUAAAACCUUCCUCAUCAGCAUCUUCACUGAUGUCCACAUCACAGAGGGACAGAGUGAAGAGGUUAAUACCCAACAUGAGGUGAGGCAGCUUGAAACAGCUUCCAAGAUGAAGACCCUCCAUGACGCUCCAAUCAAGUGUCAGGACAUCUUUAAAGUCUUACCUGACCAACAGGUAACUGAAGAGGUUAAUACCCAACAUGAGGUGUGGCAGCUUGAAACAGCUUCCAAGAUGAAGACCCUCCAUGACACUCUAACCAAGGAUCAGGACAUCUGUGAAGUCUUACACAGAGUCAGAGUGGUUCUGAUGAACGGCGUCGCUGGCGUUGGAAAAACCUUCUCAGUGCUGAAGUUCACUCUGGACUGGGCACAGUGCUCCAACAACCAUGAUAUCAGUCUGCUGAUUCUGUUCUCGUUCAGGUCGCUGAACUUGAUCAAAGAUGAGCAGUACAGUCUGCUCAUGCUGAUCCAUGUUUUCUAUCCAACAUUACAGAAGCUCACAGCAGAGAAGCUCGCUGUCUGUAAAGUUCUGUUCAUCUUUGACGGCCUGGAUGAAAGCAGACUUUCACUGGAUUUCAACGACAGUGAGAUCGUGUCUGAUGUCACACAGAAGUCAUCAGUCAGCGUGCUGUUGACAAACCUCAUCAACGGGAAGCUGCUUCCCUCGGCUCUCGUCUGGAUAACUUCCCGACCUGCAGCAGCCAAUCAGAUCCCUCCUUCAUGUGUGGACAGGGUAACAGAAGUACGAGGCUUCACUGACCCCCAGAAGGAGGAGUACUUCAGGAGGAGAUUCAGUGAUGAAGAGCAGUCCAGCACAAUCAUCUCACACAUCAAGACAUCCAGGAGCCUCCACAUCAUGUGUCACAUCCCAGUCUUCUGCUGGAUCACUGCUACAGUUCUGGACCACAUGUUGACUACAGACCAGAGAGGAGAGCUGCCCAAGACCCUGACUGACAUGUACUCACACUUCCUGCUGGUUCAGACAAAGAGGAAGAAGAACAAGUAUGAUGAGGGACAUGAGACGAGUCCACAGGAGCUGACGGAGGCUGACAGGAACCUUCUUCUGAAGCUGGGGAGGCUUGCGUUUGAACACCUGGAGAAAGGAAACAUCAUGUUCUACCAAGAAGACCUGGAGCAGUGUGGUCUUGAUGUCACAGAGGCCUCGGUGUUAUCAGGAGUUUGUACACAGAUCCUCAAAAGAGAGAGUGUGAUCUUCCAGAAAACAGUCUACAGCUUUGUUCAUCUGAGCAUUCAGGAGUUUCUGGCUGCAGUCUACAUGUACCACUGUUACACCAGCAGGAAGACAGAGGUACUGGAGGACUUCCUGGGAGAAGACUACAGUUACUCAUCUCUAGAUGACUUCCUGAAUGUAGUCAUGGAGAAAUCACUCAGAAGUGAAAAUGGCCACCUGGACCUGUUUGUCCGCUUCCUUCAUGGCCUCUCUCUGGAGUCCAACCAGAGUCUCUUAGGAGGCCUGCUGGGUCAGACAGACAACAGUCCACAAACCAUCCAGAGAGUCAUCAACAACCUGAAGAAGAUGAACAGUGAGGAUAUCUCUCCUGACAGAAUCAUCAACAUCUUCCACUGUCUGAUGGAGAUGAACGACCGCUCAGUACAUCAGGAGAUCCAAGAGUUCCUGAAGUCAGAGAACAGAUCAGAGGAGGAACUCUCUGAGAUCCACUGCUCAGCUCUGGCCUACAUGCUGCAGAUGUCAGAGGAGGUUCUGGAUGAGUUGGACCUGAAGAAAUACAAAACAUCAGAUGAGGGACGACGGAGACUGAUCCCAGCUGUGAGGAACUGCAGAAAGGCUGUACUUACUACCUUUGGACUCUCAGACUCUGAAUGUGAAGUUGUGACCUCAGCUGUGAAGUCCAACCCUCAUCUGACAGAGCUGCACCUGUGGCUCAACGAACUGUCUGAUUCAUCAGAGAAGCUUCUGUCUGCUGUACAGGAGAGUCCACACUGUAAACUGAAGACUCUGAUACUUACUGCUGUUGGACUCUCAGACCCUGACUGUGAAGUUGUGACCUCAGCUGUGAAGUCCAACCCUCGUCUGACAGAGCUGCACCUGAGACUCAACAAACUGUCUGAUUCAUCAGUGAAGCUUCUGUCUGCUGUACAGGAGAGUCCACACUGUAGACUGAAGACUCUGAUACUUUUUUACUGUGAACUCUCAGAGACUCACUGUGAAGUUUUGGCCUCAGCUCUGAAGUCCAACCCUCAUCUGACACAUCUGAACCUGAGUUGGAACAAACUGUUCGAUUCAUCAGUGAAGCGUCUGUCUGCUGGACUGGAGAGUCCAAACUGUAGACUGGAGACUCUGAUACUUUCUGACUGUGAACUUUCAGAGACUCACUGUGAAGUUUUGGCCUCAGCUCUGAAGUCCAACCCUCAUCUGACAGAUCUGGACCUGAGUGAGAACAAACUGUCUGUUUCAUCAGUGAAGCGUCUGUCUGCUGGACUGAAGAGUCCAAACUGUAGACUGGAGACUCUGAUAUUGGAGCACUGCAGUUUGUCAAAGAUCAGCUGUGAUUAUCUGGUCUCAGCCCUGAAGUCCAACUCCUCCCAUCUCAGAGAGCUGGAUCUGAGAGAAAACAAGCUGCAGGAUUCAGACAUGAAGCAGCUGAUUGAUCUUCAGCAGAGUCCAGACUGCAGACUGGAGACUCUGAGAUGGAAGGAUUGAUCUCUGUCAGAGUGAGAGUGAACAUCCAGGAGUGUUGAGAGAGGAUCAGCUGGAUCCUGAUGAUCCAGCUGGAGUCUGGAUUUGGAUUUUAUCGUCUUCACUUAAGUCUCUUAACUGACUCCAAACUGCACAGUUAUCUCUGGAUUUUGUUGAAAUCAGCUUUUAGCCCUUUUAAUAAGCUCACAGUCAUCAAGCGUUCCCAAACAUCUGUCCUCUCAGGGAAUAUCUCUGCCUGAACUCUCCUGCAGCUCCUAAAUAUCAGCACACACAGGAAUCAUUCACCAAGUUUGGAAAGUUGAACAAACUCUUUUCCUCCUAAAAGUAGGAGCAGAGAUGUGUCACUCUGAUCAUUUUUUGACAGUUAGGAGUGAUUUCCUGCUCUGAGACGCUUGAUAAAUACGAGCCCAGAUGUGACAGAUUUAAUGUUCACUCAUUUCAUUCAGUUCAAUUCUGAAAUAAUUUCUCAUUGGUCAGAAAACCUGCAUGCAGGUCAAAUCAUAUCCUGGUUCUGUUGAUAACAACAUCAAGCC